AUGCUGCCAGAAAAACUCGCGCUGACUACUCCCUUUUUUCUCAUCACCAUUACCUCCCUAUCCAACCACAUUGCAAGGAACAUGGAUAACGAAACCAUUUUGUUCAAAAUUUUGGAAUCAAUAGAAGCCCUGAAAAAGGAUCAAGACGCGCUCGUUGCAAAAUUUGAUACUUACAAAGCUCAAAAUACUGACGAAUUGAAAAAACUAGAAGAACGUCUGAAACAAAGCUCUGAGACAAAGAACAAGUAUGAGGUCAAAGACCAAUCCACCAGUAAGAUCGUAUCAGAUGUUCAGCAACCGAAAGUUGCUCCUACCUCCCAAAAAGGAACGGUAACUUCAUCCUAUCCCGAUAGAGUCAUUUUGACAACAUAUCCCGAUCAAUUUGGAAUUAAGCCUAUACCUCUUCGAUGGGCCGAACUUGAUCCAAUUGUUCGUGGUCCGAUCGUGGCUUCCCGUCAUCCCUCAAGCAUCAAAAUUCGCAAUGCCAUCGGUGCGUAUGGUGGAUCGUAUUGUGUAUACCGUGCAUUAGCCGUCGCGAUGGGCGCCCUUGAUCCUAAUCAUCGCCCUGACUAUCAGAACACCGAACCUACCGUUCAAAUAGGACCUCAUCAUCAAUGGGGAAUAUCGAAUAAGAUUGUUUCACUGGAUCCUUUCGGUCACCUAACAACCACCUUGUUUAAAAGCCAAAUAGAACAAGGACUUGACAUACGUCCGACCAUUGCCAUCACCAAAGCACACAUGAAACUGGCAGAAAUCGAAAAUUCGGUAAAAUCGGGAAUAUUGCAGGUCGAUGGUAAUGUGGUGCUUAAUGAGACGGGAGAGUUGGAUGUGGUGAAAGCUGCUGUUGAGCCCGUUUGGUAUUUACCCGGAGUUGCCGCACGCUUUGGUAUCGACGAAGGUUUGCUACGUCGCGCGCUCUUCGAGGACACGGGUGGAAUGUACCCGGAACUUAUAACCCGUCCGGACCUCAAAAUCUUCCUGCCCCCAAUUGGGGGACUCACCGUGUACAUAUUUGGGAAUCCAAGUUAUGUCAGUGACCCGAGCAAACGACUAACUUUGAGGGUUCAUGACGAGUGCAACGGUUCCGACGUAUUCGGUUCGGACAUCUGCACUUGCAGACCUUAUUUGAUUUACGGAAUGGAAGAAUGCGUCAAGGAAGCUCAAAAUGGAGGAUCAGGCGUAAUUGUUUACUUUCGCAAGGAAGGGCGUGCCCUUGGAGAGGUGACCAAGUAUCUCGUUUACAACGCCCGCAAACGUGCCACUGGAGGUGAUACGGCCGACAACUAUUUCUUACGCACAGAAAACAUUGCCGGUGUGAAAGAUAUGCGAUUUCAAGCUUUGAUGCCCGACGUCUUGAAUUGGCUCGGAAUCAAAAAGAUUGACAGGAUGAUGUCAAUGUCCAACAUGAAGUACGAAGCUAUUAGGGAUUCGGGAAUUCAUAUCAUUGAACGCGUACCUAUUCCAGAUGAUUUGAUUCCACCAGACUCACGCGUUGAAAUCGAUGCUAAGAUAGCGGAUGGAUACUUUAGUACAGGGAAAGUUCCCUCAAAAGAAGAUCUUUCGAGGGUCAAAGGUAGAGAGUGGGAUGACAUACAGCAUUAG
Messenger RNA from Acaulospora morrowiae, 1602 nucleotides. The record is from the annotation of a GenBank genome assembly. Lineage: Eukaryota; Fungi; Glomeromycota; Glomeromycetes; Diversisporales; Acaulosporaceae.